Molecule: messenger RNA, 699 nt
Organism: Debaryomyces hansenii CBS767
Lineage: Eukaryota; Fungi; Ascomycota; Pichiomycetes; Serinales; Debaryomycetaceae
Gene: DAG7
Product: Dag7p
Exons: 1
Coding region: 1-699 (232 amino acids)
Source: RefSeq, a predicted model, not a curated record
AUGAAAUUUUCAUCUACCAUCUUAUUUACUUUGUUGAAUUCGUACUUGGCUUCCUGUCAGCCAGUUCCUGAGGUUCAUACUGUAUUUGUUACUCAUUACACUACUAUUCAAUCGACUGUCAUAAACGGUGAGCCCACUUCCAUUGCAGUUGCUGAAGACACCGAAGCCAGAGUUACUUCGUCUUCAAAAGAACCAUCUGAGACAGAGGGUGCCAAUUUAGCUAACAAUGCCAAAGAACUCGCUACCUCUGCUUCUUUAGCCGCCACUGAUGCACAAACCGUUAGCCAAGCUGCUGCCAAUACUGAGGUCGCUACUAGUCCUUCUCCAGCCACUGGAGCAUCGACUAGCUCUACCUCUACAGGGACUUCACUGCCAUCUUCAGGAGAUCACUCCGGUGAAGGAACCUUUUACUCGACUGGAUUAGGUGCCUGUGGUGAAACCAACCAAGACACUGACUACAUCGUCGCUGUUUCUCAUAUAUUAUACGAAAACAACCAAGUUAAUGGUAACUCGAAUGACAAUUCUUUGUGUGGCAAGAAAAUAAAGGCAUCCUAUGAAGGUAAAUCGGUCGAAGUUACCGUAGUUGACUCUUGCGAGGGAUGCGCUGAGAACGACUUAGAUUUUUCACCAAGUGCAUUUUCACAGAUCGCUGACCAAAGUUUAGGAAGAAUCGAUAUUACUUGGGAGUGGGUCAAUUAG